Macrosiphum euphorbiae (potato aphid) is the source of this 234-nucleotide messenger RNA. NCBI's taxonomy places the organism in Eukaryota, Metazoa, Arthropoda, Insecta, Hemiptera, Aphididae. The record is from the annotation of a GenBank genome assembly.
AUGGACGUAUCUGAAGAAUUGUAUUUAUUAGAUACCAAUCCAGUUAUCAAGUAUUUGUUAUUGACUAAAAAAAAAGAAAAACAAUUUUGGGUUAAUGAUAUUUUUGAAGAGAGGGAAAAAUUCGGAGAAUUUCACACACUUUUCCCCAAGCUUUUGGCUCAACCAAUUAAAUUUUUCGAGUAUAUGCGAAUGUCUCCUAGUACAGGGUGGUCAGUGGAAAACGGAUGUUUUUGA